Messenger RNA from Porites evermanni, 4554 nucleotides. The record is from the annotation of a GenBank genome assembly. Lineage: Eukaryota; Metazoa; Cnidaria; Anthozoa; Scleractinia; Poritidae.
AUGAACACAGAACUACAUUUGGUCCGUUUUCUGGCUCUAGCUUUAGCAUUUUGUAAAUUAUUUCUCCGAGUGGCUGUAGCCGAAGGAGAAAUUAGCGAAGAAGAUAAAAUUAUCAAAGAUUGUAAUGGAAUUCUUUAUCGGCUGAUGGUUGAUUCCGGAGAACCGCCAUUUCCUGAUACCGCUUGCGAUGUGAAACAGGUAAGAACUGCCGGCGUCACACAGACAGGAUAAAUCAGUCCUUAGUUUCAGACUUUCAAUCAUCAAGGACUUAUUUAUUAAGAAGUGUGAGAACCUCCUUGCUUGUUGGAUCAGUUCGGUCAUUGAUACAAAAUUAUGUUGAUUUCAAAACAAUAAUAAUUAUGUUUUGGCUGCUAAAAACAGAGAAAGAUUAUUAUCAAAGAAAUCCAUGACAAUGCUAGAAGGCCUUCGUUAGGCAUCAGUCAAUUCCACCUGCGCCCAGCCCUCGCCUUCCCCCCCUGCCCCCGGGCUGACCCCUGGGUAUUGGCAUUUUUUUUGCCUUGGAUCGCAAAUCCCCCGUGGUGAGGACGAAAAAAGAGGGCAAAUGCCCCGUCCUCCGUCAACACUGCAACAUUUGUCAUUGAUCUCACAAUCGAAUGGGGGGGGGGGGGGGGGGGAAUUUUUUUUUCUCAUUUUCCUUUUUCUUUUGAAUUGGCGCGGGGUUUUAACGGGCGCCCGGGGAAAGAUCGGAAGGGGGUCGGGGGGGGAAAGGGGGGAGUUCUGGGGGGCGCCCGUCCCUUUAAAAAAAAAAAAAACAGGGCAAUCGGACGGAGCGCAGCGAGGUGAAAGGAUCACGGGAAUGAUCCUGCCCCCCGGCCGCCCCCUGGGUAUUGGCCUUUUUUUUUCCCUGGACCCCAAAACCCCCCGGGUGAGGAAAAAAAAAAAGGGCAAAAGCCCCCGCCCCCCGCAAACCCGGAAAAUUUUUUCAUGAUCCCCCAAUCGAAAGGGGGGGGGGGGGGAUGGUGCAAUUUUUUGUCUCAGUUUACGUCUUCCUUUGUAAUAGCGCUAGGAUUCUAACGGCGCGCUAGGAUUCUAACGAUUCAAACGUCGACAUUCACCAGUUUAUGGUUUUAGUAUUGAUAUAAAAUUAUUGACAUUAAAUUAAUAGAGCGCUGUAAAGUUAUAUGUUAUGAAUAGUUUUAUAAAUAUGAAAGGAUGUUCCUCAAAAUAAUAUGAAUAGAAAUUUGAUUCAAUAACCAAAAAACGUUGAUUCCCAUCGAUAGCUCCAAUUUCGUUAUGUAAUUUUGGCUUGAUAAGCAAUGAAGAAAUGCAUGUAUAAAACUUUACAACCCUCUUCAAUUUAUUCCUGUCCUUGACAGAUGAGCCAAUCUGCUUUUUUUCCAGUAAAGCCCUCUGUGUAUUUAUAUUCUGAUAGGAAACUGCGUGCGUGUCAAAAGCUCGGGAAUGGCCCCGGGGUUGGCAAAUGCCCGGCCCCCGGGCAGUGCAAAAUUUGCAAAUGCCCCACCCCCGGGACUUACAAGGCCGGCAAAUGUCCCGCAGUAGCCAGGGGGGGGGAGGGGGGCGCUGGGCGCAGCUGUAAUUGACUGAUGCAUAAGCACCUCGUGUUAGAAAUGUAAGACGAAACCGGACAGCAGUAGAAGAGACGGAGAUGCCCGUCGGAAAAUUUACAUUAAACCCCAAAAGGAGACAGCGGCAGGCUUAUUUGACCCCCGUAAGGUGACUAUGGCCUUAUUCGGAUAAUGAAAGGUGACCAUGCAUAGUAUACUUAAACAGACAACCAAAUAUAUAUUAGCUAUAUAUAUAGUUAUUUUAAUUGCCGGGCUUAAGAUAUUAUCAUCGCCGAAUGUUAUAUUUGAUACCAAAUGAAUAUGAGGAAAUAUCGGCCUUUCCUUCUAAACACCACUAAAUGACACCAACAACUGCAGUUUACACUUUAAUGAGAAGAGAAGGAUACACGUCUCCUUCUAAUGGAAGUUCCUCCCCGGGGUCAACAAACAAUAUGUGGAAAACAGCACCCACCCUUUCUACAUAUCGAUCAAUCAGUCUCCUUCCUGCACUAACUGCAAAGCUAACAGAGCCGUUUUCCAAAGUACCUCUAGAUCUCUGAUCUAGAACUGCGUUAAAAAGGAAAGAGUCUCUUAUCUUCGUUGUUGUGCUGUUGUCAUCAUCCGGUUUAGACUCGCACCGUUUUCACAACACCUUCUUCUAAGUACAUACAAUUUUAUUACUGGUAGGCAUCUAACAAAACGUUUUCAAAAGUUUGUUCACAAAGUUCUUACGAACAUUUUUCUUUUACAGAAAGUAAUAGACUGCUUUGAAGAAAGACAAGGGUCAGGAAUCCUUUUGGAUAAAGAUCGGUUUCUCUUACUCCAGUCUUCUAUAGUAGAUAAAGCGUUAAUGUGUCCUAACAGCAACUUCGAGCAACUUGAACAGAGUAUCCAAAAUUCUGGUAAGUUCAACUUCUUGUUCUUUCUUGUCAGAAAACGUGUUGCAUCUAUCUCGGCCCGUCGAAGAGGGAGACAUGUCUGAUCGAUCGUCUUCAUGGCUUAUGGAGUUUUCCUCGACUUUUUCGUUCUUUUCUGAUCGAACCUAAUCGUAUAUGUUAGUCAGUAUUGAAAAGACAAAAUCAUUUGAAAAUAAAAAUAUUUCUUAGUAUCUUUUUUUCAUCAUGCGUUGUGUAUACACUGUGUAUAUGAGGCCAAAUAAUAACAUGAAAGAAAAAGUAUUUUAAAGACGUAUGCUUGCUUUUGGCAAGUUUAUUUUGUUACAAGGAGCGGUAGAACUCGUAACUUUUUUAACGUUCUUUUAGUCUUAGUCUGCAAAAGUUUGUUUUGAGGUUUGCGCUGUGUGGUUAGAGAGAUUUUAGAGAGAUCAAGAUUCACGUUUACCGCAAACGGCAAACGUCAGACUCAAGUUGACAAUUUAUCAGAAUAGAAAAAAAGGUAGAUAAAAACAGUCCCGAACGAUUCCUGUGGCUAAAACUGGCAUAAAACUACUUGUUUCAAAAUGGCUGUCAUGUACCAUGUUUAAAAAAAACGCUGUCCCCGGUCCUUUUUUUGUUUACUAUUAAGCACUCUCACCUUUUCUUAAAUUUUAACACUAGCACACGCACAUUUUGCACAUCUGCUGUGAUGGGUUAUGCCUUUUGGGAUAAUACGAAAUUAGAAUUAGACUUCGGUUUUGUCAUUAUGGAAAGUAGACUGGGUCCAAAACUAUCCCAUAGUGCAUUUCGACAAAGUACCCUCCUUAGGCUAGUCUCCUGCGUAACCUCUCUGAAUGGCCAAUACGGACCGAUUUCCGACUCACUGCUCAGUCCGCGAGAUUGCUAAAUUGUAUCUUUGUUCCCAAACGUCAAGUAUACUCUCAUAUAUCCUGAAGUCACAACUGAAAUUCGAUGGAGGAGUUUUCCUAUUUCAAUUUAACGAAAUCAUCUUAACAUCUUUCCAUCAAAAAGAUCGAGCAUUUUUUUUUAAUAAAACAAGUUGUAUAUUUGUAACGUUCUUAUUGCCUUAUAGCUACGGUCCAACAGUUGCUUCUCCAGCAUCCAAAAAGUAAGUUUUUUAUAGUAAACGAUUUCUUAGUCUUUCUCUUUUGUGCCUUCACUGACUUUGCUGCACCUUGCGAAUGUAAGAAAGGAGAAGUCGCUAUGUCACGUUGCCUAGGUAGCAAAUUUCUGGAUCUCUACAAACCGUUGACAUGUAUGACUUUCCUAUGCAUGACUGCACUCAGGAACAGAACGGCAGCACAUACUUUAAUUUACUUACGUCGCUUGACAAUAAAAAUGGUCGUCUCUGUCAAUAAAGAUUUUUGAGAUCCAGAAAAUUUGCAACUAUGGUAACGUGACGUCACGCAUCUCCUCUCUAUAAAAAGAGAUGGGCAUGGUUGCAAUGAGCCUGGGAUUAAGAGAGUCCAGAAAUACUUUGCUGAUAAGAACGUAUGGCCCUGAAUGAAGUAAAGCUUGGUUCUUGUACAGGCCCAGCUAGCUUGCCAUGCAGCAUAAUGACUGGCCUUCUGGAAACAGUUUAUUUGUUUAAUUCCCGCUUCAGUUGCCAAUAUUUGAGCCUCGAGAGAAAAAAUAUAUAUCCAGUUUUUCAGUUCUCAGGAACCACGAAAAAAAAUUCCUACGUGUACAAAUUUCAGGAAGUAAAUCUCGGGGAGCGGUUAACAUUUGCGGACCAAAGAAAUGGCCCAUCCCCUUAGAGCGAACGAAAUGACCGAUCCGGGUUUCUCCCCUAGAUCCCAAAUUGAGGUUUUAUAUGUUAUCUUCUUCCAGUUACCAUACCCUUAAUGGGUCCUGAAGACUGCGCUAAGAUGAUACACUUGAAAUGUGAGAAGAAACUCUUCGACCAAAUGGUAGUGGACCAUUUGCCAUGGCCUAAGACAACCAAGUGGAGGCAGUGUUAUGACGAAUAUAUGAAACAAACACAAUGUGCAUCGACAAUACUGGAGAAGUACUCCAAUUUGCAAAAGUACUUUGGAGAGAAUUUGAGACAAUGGGAAUAUACUUCAGGACUUUUUGGUAUUUUUAUGAAUGACCAUCAUGAAUCGACAUUAAAACUUAUUGUUGGCAGAUAG